AUUAUAGCAUAACGUGUGUGUGUGUGUGUGUGUGCGCGCGCGCGCACGGGGGUGGAGCUGACAAUCAUAGAAUGAGGUUGCCUAUUCCUCCGCUGACUCUCCCAUAUCCAGAGCCUGGCAGGUUGAGCAUCGACAAAGCGUUCCGUUGGAAGGCUACAUGCAGACAACUUUCCCUGACAAAUUGCUGCAGCAAACAACAACAAACCAACCAACGCAACAGUUCGCAAUGUUAUUGAAUGGAUUAGUUGUUUUUCAAAUGCGAACAUUGAGGGAAGGGAACUGUUUUCAGAUGUGAGUUUUCAUGCGCUUUUCUUGUGUGUGUGCAUCUAAGGUCGAAAGUGCACAAGUGGACAUAAGUGACUGACUUUAGGAAGUCACUCACCAUGGCCUAUCCUCAAGGCUUUCUCUUCCAGCCGUCGGUGUCUCUAGCUCUCCAUUCCUGUCCCCCGUUCAGUUCCAGUGUGAUUUUAGGAGGACCAAGGACAGAGGAACUGGGCCGGUCGUCUUCAGGCUCAGCCUUCGCUCCUUACGCGGGAUCACCGGCGUUCAAUGGUUCAUCCCCUGGCUUCAAUUCUCACCUCCAGUAUAGCGGAGAGCAGACGGCGGCACUUAACUCAUUUGUGGGCUCCGCGUACGAUCCCUCAGCGGGUAUCGCUGGCUCUUUAGAGUAUCACCCGUUCGGUGUAGCAUUGGGCUAUCCAUAUGGAGACCCUGCAUACAGGAAAAAUGCUACAAGAGAUGCGACUGCCACUCUCAAAGCGUGGCUCAAUGAACACCGUAAAAACCCCUACCCAACCAAGGGUGAGAAGAUCAUGCUGGCCAUCAUUACUAAGAUGACCCUUACCCAAGUGUCCACCUGGUUCGCCAACGCCAGACGGCGGUUGAAGAAAGAGAAUAAAAUGACGUGGACCCCGAGGAAUAGAAGUGAGGAUGAGGAAGAAGAUGACAACAUUGACCUGGAGAAGAAUGACGACGAAGAAGAGCCACUUAAGCCCACGGCAGAAAUUGGGUCGAAAAAUGAAGCAGUUGGGCAGCAUCCAAAUCCAGUGGGAAUCCCCUGUGAGAAAUACAAAGAAGACAAUAGCGGCAAUGACAUGGAACCUGUCUUAAUUGAUCCGAAUGUAAAGGACCACGGGGACAGGAGAGUGCCCGAGAUGCCACGGCCCACCACCGCAGCAUCUCCCCAAAACGCGGACCUUGGAGUGGAAAGGGAUUCAGACUCCGCAGCCUCGGAAAGUCCACCUCCACUGAGGCGUAAUGACUCAGGCAACUCCAGCAAUGCUACGUCAGUGAUUCACUCGGCCCUUCCGGCCCCGAAACCAAAACUGUGGUCGCUCGCGGAGAUUGCAACUUCUUCGGAUAAAUGUAAAGGAUGUAGUGAUGCCGCUCAGACCGUGCCCAGACAAUUACGUACAGAGAUUCCGGGCGGUAGGCCUAUGUCAUCUCCAUUACGAGACGCUUCUCAGAAUCUUUUCCCUCACAGUGCAGCCCUAUCCAGACAUGUCUAUUAUACGUCUCCCUUUUUCCAGGGUUACUCGAACUAUCAUGGCACUUUUGGACACCUGCAGAGCCCCGGAUCCAACAUGGGGUCAGCAACGCAUUUAAAUGGAUUACAUCAAACUAUGUUACACAGAGCCGAGGCUCUGGCAAGAGACAGCCAAGCCAGGAGCCAAACACAGAUAGAUAUUUGUAAAGACUUGAGAUAUGAAAUUAAGAAAGGUAUGACACAUGUCUAGUAGCCUGUGUGACAUUUGGUAAGCUAUAGGCUCCAUAUAGACAUUUUAUUUAUUGUCCAACUGGGAAAAGAAACUAUAUUUUCAGUGGGGAAAAAAACAUAUUGAGAUGCAAAUAGAACAAUGACAAUGACUAUUCCUGGGAGUCCCUAAAAAGGCAACAAACAAUUAUUUAGGAAUGUGAAUAUUCAAUUAAUUACAUUUAGAAUGUUUUAAAGGAUAAUGUGGAGGGGAAAAAAGUGGAUUCCUUUGUCAAACCACGUGGUGAAUAAUUAUUAAUUAAAGAAGACUAGUUUUAUUGUAGUCUUUUUUUAGAAGAAAAGUGUGUUACUUUGUCAUUUCUAUUGACUUUGGUCGUUCAUUACGCAAAAAAAUGACCUAUUUUUACCAGGUUAAUUUCGUGUUGCAUGGCUGCAAUAGUUGACAUGUGUGCUUUGCCAAAUAAUCACAGCCAUGUGAAGCACACAACUCCACACAGAAAGUUGCCAAUGCCGGCAAAAGUAUUGGAUUAUUGGAUAAAAACUAUUCAUCAUUGCAUUGACUGCAUUAUCGAAGCACCAUUCCAAUACGCAAUAUGUCCUGUAUUGCAAUAAGCCAUACAUUACUCUCGAAAUUCCCUCUGCAUGUAGUCUAGAUUUUAGUAGCCAUUACUUGAAGCAACUGUGGAAAAUGUAAUCCUUAUAUCAGAAAUGCUGUAGUCUGUUUUUUAAUUUAUUUUUUAACUUGAGCAGAGAGGAAAUUACAUUUGAUCAAACCACAAAAUAUUCCACGGUAACCAGGCAUAUAUCUGGGUUUUUAAAAUAUCAACACUUAAGAAGCUUACAUUUUCCGAGGCCAUCUUCGAGGUAUUAAGUGUGUAAAUUCGAAUUUAUGUUCUCCUGAAGGAGGGGAUUUCUCUUAAUCAUGGAAUUGCAAGAGCCAAACAGUAACAAAACAUGCAGAGAAAGGUGAGGAAAAACGCGCCACUGCGUACUAAACUCUGUGUAGGCCUUACUACAUUCACAAUGACUUAAAGGGCUAUGUAAUCUCUAAAGUAUGUUUUCUAUGUUAGUGAUUUUUCGUUGCUUUCUGCAUAGGCUAUAUUUUGCUCAAAAGCCACUUGGACAAACAAGUAUUUUUUUGAAGCUGAUAACUAACAGAGAAAGUGUGAAUAAAUAAACACGUUUGUCUAUGAUGUUUAAAGUAUUAUCGAGAUGUUCUAGGCCUACAGUCAACUCAAAGACACACCAUGAUCUUAUUCAAAUCUUUAAUAUAAUUUUUUUUUUUUAAAUGGACAAUUUACAUUUUCAGUAAGCUACUUAAUUUUUGUAUUUGUAUACAAAUCUCUGGUCUUGGUUUCAGUAAAAAAAAAACUCAGGCUACACAAAGGCCAUAAGAAGAAUACAUGGUAUCCUUUUAAACUUUAAACUCAAAUUGAUAGUAUAUGGAUCAUUUUAUCACAAUGGCAAAAUAUGACAAUUUCGUUUUUGAAUAGUGCAGAAUAUAUACCCAUUUAGUUUUAUAGAAUUACUUCUAAGUGCCAGAUACACAAAUGGCAGCCCAUGGGCCAAGUCCAGUCUAUCACAAUGUCUAAAAAAGGAGUUUAAAUAUGAUAAGUAACAGCAAAACAAAGGCUUAUAAAACCUCAGAUAAUCAAGCCGUAAUUGAUGGAUGAGUAUUAUUAUGCCUGGCUAGUGGCUACGAUAUGUUAAUAUUGCUAAAUUGGUCCAUAUAACGCAUUCAAAUGAUUGGCCCAUGACCACUUCCUAAAAGAAAAUGAUCUGCUUCAUAAAAUCUAAAGAGUCUAUCUAUGUAGUAACUCGAUCAUACCAAAGAUAUACCUUCAGAAUUUAUUUAAGAGCGGUCCUCUGUAUAAAUGGCCAAAGUUGCAUUAAAUAGAUAAACUAAAACGUUAACAUUUGCAGUUAAGCAAUUGUUUGAUUGACUUUAGGGCCCAUAUGUCUCGCUUUCCCAACUGUGUUGUGCAUCGAAGCUAAACACCACCCGACAUCCGACACCGUUGGGACAUGUCUCUCAACCAGUGUGAGGUCCACUCUGCAUGGGAUAACCCCUAAGACUGACAGAUGUUAGGAUCCGAUAUCACCUAGCCCCCUGCCAUGCAGUACACCUUCACCAUCUUCUCUCCCUUAUGCCUCCUCUUCUCUCCCUCUCCCUCUUCUCUCCAUCUCCUCACCUUCUCCCGCUCCUCUCCCUCUCCACUUCUCUCCAGGACCUCUAUAGAAACAUCUGUUCUCAGUGUUGAUCUUUCAGAGGUAGAACACCAGGGUGAACGGCCCAGUCUCUGAGGGCUGAGGUAAUGUUCUGCCUCAAAACAAGCUCUCUCCCCCCACAUCACAUGCAGUACUUUUCAUAUGAAAAUAAUAUAAACAAGCCAUUUGUAAGUCUUGCAUUUCAAUAGCACUUUCCCCAAAGUUUUAAAGUGCUGUAUGUGUCAUCCUCAUUUAACAUAUAGCUUCAUGUGGUGUUCAGAGCAGGGGGCUACCCUCCUGCAAAACAAACUCCAUCCCUUUUACCUCAGGACCUCGAUUAGCUGAAUCAGGUGUGUUAAGAGUAAAGUUGGAACAAAAGCCUGCAAGCCCACUUGCUUUCUAGGAGGGUAGACACAACAGACUGAGGCAGAUGUGUAGAAUAGAUUCAUGUAACCAUAACUUUGCCUGGAGUGCCCUCUUGUGUGAGUAACACUACACAGCAGCCAGAGAGACACCCAAUCAGAAACCACUGCCUGCAUUCCCUACUGAAUGUGGGCUAGGCGAAGUAACUGCAGACGAGAAGCAUUCUGUAGCAUGCAAUAUCGCUGCCCCCAAAUGUUUUUAAUUUGUUUAUGUUCUCCUAAUAAAAAAAUGUCAAACAAA
Messenger RNA from Oncorhynchus kisutch (coho salmon), 4585 nucleotides. Its product is annotated as iroquois-class homeodomain protein IRX-5. NCBI's taxonomy places the organism in Eukaryota, Metazoa, Chordata, Actinopteri, Salmoniformes, Salmonidae. Gene Ontology annotation, biological process: regulation of transcription by RNA polymerase II; neuron differentiation; cell development. The coding region runs from base 384 to 1736 and encodes 450 amino acids. The transcript has 3 exons. The record is from RefSeq and is a predicted model, not a curated record. Gene Ontology annotation, molecular function: DNA-binding transcription factor activity, RNA polymerase II-specific; RNA polymerase II cis-regulatory region sequence-specific DNA binding. Gene Ontology annotation, cellular component: nucleus.